This is a messenger RNA of Dipodomys spectabilis (banner-tailed kangaroo rat), 5675 nucleotides long. RefSeq names its product sprouty related EVH1 domain containing 1 (gene Spred1). Gene Ontology annotation, biological process: negative regulation of MAPK cascade; multicellular organism development. Bases 84 to 1421 code for a protein of 445 amino acids. The transcript is spliced from 7 exons. Lineage: Eukaryota; Metazoa; Chordata; Mammalia; Rodentia; Heteromyidae. Gene Ontology annotation, molecular function: protein kinase binding. The record is from RefSeq and is a predicted model, not a curated record. Gene Ontology annotation, cellular component: membrane.
CCUGCCGCCCCCCGGUGCCGCUGCUGCCGCCGCCCCGCCUGCCGUCGCUCCUCCAUCGCCAGACCGGAUCGCGGUGAGGAAAGAUGAGCGAGGAGACGGCGACUUCUGACAACGACAAUAGUUACGCACGUGUGCGAGCCGUGGUGAUGACCCGGGAUGACUCAAGCGGCGGGUGGCUGCCACUCGGAGGGAGCGGGCUGAGCAGCGUCACUGUCUUCAGAGCCCCCCGUCCCGAGGAGAACGGCUGCGCCGGCCUCUUCAUCCGGGGAGAGCGACUCAGGGACAAAAUGGUGGUUUUGGAAUGUAUGCUUAAAAAAGACCUCAUUUAUAAUAAGGUCACUCCCACAUUUCACCACUGGAAGAUCGAUGACAAGAAGUUCGGCCUCACCUUUCAAAGUCCUGCUGAUGCUAGAGCUUUUGAUAGAGGCAUUCGGAGAGCUAUAGAGGAUAUUUCUCAAGGGUGCCCACCAUCGAAAAACGAAACUGAAGGGACAGAAGAUGACUUACAAGCAACUGAAGAAGACACUUGUAGUUCUCUGGUGAAAGAUCACCUUUUUCCACAAGAGACGGUUGUCACCAGUGACCCCUACAGAAGCUCCAGUGUGAGACCGUCUCCCCUUGAAGACCUGAGCGCCAGGAGGGCGUACUUGCAAAGCCAAGGCAGUCAGAUAACAUUUGGCCAACCAGGACUAGAUAUUCAGAGCAGAAGUAUGGAAUAUGUACAACGGCAAAUAUCUAAGGAAUGUGGAAGCCUUAAGUCCCAGAACAGGGUUCCUUUGAAAUCAAUCAGACAUGUCAGCUUUCAAGAUGAGGAUGAGAUUGUGAGAAUAAACCCUCGAGAUAUCUUAAUCCGUCGGUAUGCGGACUACAGGCACCCUGACAUGUGGAAAAGUGACCUGGAGAGAGACGAUGCUGAGGCCAAUGUGCAGUUUUCUAAGCCAGACAGUAAAAAAACAGACUAUCUCUACUCUUGUGGGGAUGAGACUAAGUUAAAUUCACUCAAAGACUCUGUGGUAUUUAAGACACAGCCUUCCUCAUUAAAAUUUAAGAAGUCAAAGCGAAGGAAAGAGGACGGUGAGCGUUCUCGCUGCGUCUACUGCCAGGAAAGGUUUAAUCAUGAAGAGAACGGCAGGGGGGGGUGCCAGGAUGCUCCGGAUCCCGUAAAGAGAUGCAUCUAUCAAGUUAGUUGCAUGCUCUGUGCAGAGAGCAUGCUAUACCACUGUAUGUCAGACUCGGAGGGAGAUUUUUCUGACCCCUGCUCGUGUGACAUGAGCGAUGACAAGUUCUGCUUGCGAUGGUUAGCCCUGGUAGCGCUGUCUUUCCUUGUCCCGUGUAUGUGCUGCUAUGUCCCUUUGAGAAUGUGCCAUCGCUGUGGUGAGGCGUGUGGCUGCUGUGGUGGGAAGCACAAGGCUGCUGGAUGAAGCGAGCCUGGGCCCGGCUGAGCUUAAAAUCUUUGUUUCCAGGAAUUAGCUUACUUGGAUUUGGGAAGCUUUCGGCAAGCACCAUACACACUUGCCUGGCGUCCGUGGGCCGCUCGCGGGGAAGCGGAACUCGUCGGUUCUAGGUAUUUUACAGACACUGGCCGUGCCUAACUUUCCCCUUGGGCGCAUGGCUUGUUUUGUUACAGGUGCAGAGUAUUUGCUGAAGGAAAACAUUUCUGGUUAUUGGCUACUAAAAAGUCAGCAUAAAAUAUGAUCCGACUAAAAGGGAUUGCUUUUUGGCAUUUUUGUGUAUUUAUGCAUUAGGUGACAGAACUUGUAAAGGUUCGAAUUCAUUAGGACACAAACUAAACAGUGCUAGAGACAGUUGAUUUCAUCUAAGAAAAGUUAACACUUGGAAAUUACAGGAAGUUAAACAAGUGCAACUAAAUCAUUCGUUGUUUUUUGAGAGCAGUUUUAUGUAUAAAAUAACAAAUGUUUAUAUUUAACUAAAUGUAAGGUACGAAUUAUUACAUAUUAAACUUUUCUUGCCCUUCCUAGUUCUGGAGUAGAUACAUAUCUACUGUCACAUUCCAUAUAUUUUGAAUAUUUAACUCAUUUAGUUAAUAACAUUUUUAUUCCAUAUAAAGGAUUGGAUAUUUUCAUCAUUUCUCUUUGGCUACAAUUUAUAUUGAGUUAUAUCUGUACAUUCUGGUAAUCUAAAAUCCUUAAAAAUAUUCUCAUCGCCUUGAGUGACCAACUUUUUUUUAAAGCACAGAUGCAAUUGUCUAAUGUUCUGAUGGGACGUAACACUUAUUUUUAUAUAAAGAGACUGAAUAAACAGGAAAAGGUGAGGGUUUUUUUGUUUUUAGUUGUUUGGGUUUUUUGUGGUUUUCAACCAGCAAGUUGUUUUCUCAGUUUCCUCCUUCAGGAGAUGCUGUGUUAGACAAGGUAGCGCGUGGACCAGCAGUGGUCGCCUGUGGGACCGCUUUCUCUCUGUGGCCUCCAGCGGCUGCUCCACUCAACUCAGUCCUCACAGCCUACCGUAAGAAGUAUGCUCAUUGAUAUAAAUGGCAUUUUCGUUUUAUUUAAACUGGCCAAAGGCAAAUUUAAUUUGUGUUAAGAUGUGUGCUAAACUAUCCCAAGAAAGUAUUUAAUCCAGUGUUGUGAAUGGAAUCGCCGAUACAUACAAAUUUUAUUUCUUUGGCAAAACAUUUGUGUUACUGGACAUUUAAUUUGCAAGUAGAUAGAAUACGUAGUUCAACAAACCAUUUCAAAUACCCUGAGGUCAAAUUGCCUGUUGUGUUGUGUUUUUUUCUCCUUCUUCAAACUGUUACAUUAAAACUCUACCCAAGUCCCAAGUAAGGGAUUCUUUCAGAAUAUCGCCUUAGAGAGAUCAAGUUGAGAGGUGUGCCUUUUUUUUAAUGGCUUAAAGUUUCAGAGGUGAUAGAAAUGAAAAUCACACUACCAAUUGGAAGCUCAUUUUCUAUGCAGCUUUUUAAAUGUCAUUUAGAUACCAUUCAGUGUCCAUACCACACUUAAGCUUGUGUUUGCUUCCUCCUUUUGCCCUGAUCAAGAACAAUGUAUAUAACACUAUCUGUCUGUAAAAUACUUUUUUUUAAGAAAGCGUUUAUAUUUAUAUGACAGCUUGAACUGACAACAUUGUGUAUAUAGAUCAUCUUGGAGUAUUAUUUCACAUUGAAAAGAAGAAAAAUAUAUUGAUAACUAUAGAUGUUAUGAAGAAGAGGUUAUUUCUAGUUUUGUACUAAAAAUCAAUUGGAUGAACUAAAUCUCAAACAGGACACAUCGUAGCAGCAGUUUUAUGUCUUAUUUUUACUGUUUAUAUAUUUGAACGCUGCUACACCCAGUGAUCUUCAUUCCUGAAGUUUUCAACUAAAAGUUGGUGUCCUAGAAUAGACUGUAAACUUUCAAAAUUCCUCUUCAUUGGUGAGACGGAAAUACCGGUUUUCCUUGUGAAUGAAUAUCCAUAGUUAUAAGUGGAAGUUUAUGAUUCAGAUUGGAACAAGUUGUGAAUAACUAAGAGAAAAGCUUGCUGGCCGUGUGGGGAAAUCCUGCAGGAGGAGCUGUGUAGACACUUUGAGGAGAACAAAGCUAAUCGUUUCUUCUAUCAAGCACUAAUCAAUAUAGUGCACUCCUGGUUCUGUACUGUACUUUAUAUAAAACAUAUAUGCUUUAAUAUUUUAAUGUUUGUGCAUUAAUAUUUUCAAUUUGUUUAACCACUGUGCUGCUAAGAUUUCUGCUGUCCCAUUCCCAUUUUUUUUCCUUUACAAUUUAAAAUGACUUUCUUCAUUAAAAACUACGGUGAUAAAAAUUGUUUUUAUUUCACCUUGGAUCUUGAUCUUUAACAUACCCGAUUUUCACAUCAGCCUAGAAAACUAACUGAUGAUAUAAUGUAUGAAUCUGCCCAUGGAACUUUUCUCUUGAGUAAAUGAGAAAUCCUAAGGGAAAACAAAUGGAAAGCUGAGCUCUCUGCGUCUUGGAUGUGUGUAUACUAGAUUCAGGAACAUUUUCUCCUUUGUACAGAUUUGGCGCUGCCAUUUGGCGUUUCCUCAAGACUUUUCUGUCUGAAUCUUUUGUAAGCAAAGGGAUCAAAAAAUAAAACAGUGAAAGUACAAGUGAAAAUUGAAAAUGAAGUCAUCUGACUGGCACGACCAAGAAGAGUGCCACAGGGGUGUCGCUGAGAAUUGAUCUUUCCGGGAGGUUUUCCCCUGCUCCUGCUGUCCAGGGGCAUUGUUUGUCUUGGGGAGGAAACGCACAUGGGGCCCCAGCACCCCCUACUGGUCAGCUUGGGGAGCAGGACAGGGAGGUGGCCUGGCAUGGGUGGGGUGGGGGUGAGGGUGUUCCCCCACGGGGCCCAGAGUUCCGGGAGGGUGGGGUCCCUCCUCCCAGGAAGGCUUAAAGCAAGUGGAAAAGGAUGCUUUCCUCUUUGGCGUCUUGUUGGUGGCUGAAAAAUUUUAAGCACUUUUUUCUUAUACAUCCUGUUCUAGAACAUUUAUUGAUACUUGGAACUGGCAAUCAAACCUAAUGAGUAUAUUGAGGCAUUUUUUAUAGAGCAAAAGCCAUUACCAAAAUGGUAUAUACUUACUUUUCUUCCCAUUGCCAGUCAGGGAGAUUUAAAAUAAAAAAACAACAACACACAGACACUCGUGUCUUAUCACGAAAACUUUUAAGAGUUGUGUAUGUUUCUGAGAUGGUGGGGUGGGACCUGGGAUUUAAAGGGUAAAACUUGAAACUACCUAUUUUCAUUGGUUGUUCAGCAGUGCCUAAAAUGAGCUUUUACAGUAAUGCAAAUGCACUUUGACCUCGCGUGUUCAGUGCCAUCUUGGGUAAGUCCUGUAUUCUCUUCUUCCUCCCUGAUGAGUGUAUCCAGUCUCCAGAGUGCAGGAAAGCACACACUCUCCUCUGGACAGAUAAAGAACUUUAAGGAUGUGUUUCUCAUGCUGAAAUUUAAGUUUUCUGGUUACACUUUGAAAAAUGUGUGUUUAAGAUUAGUUUUUCAUUGUUGCAAAGGUACGUCCUGCACAUGAUGCAACAGUUUCUACAUAAAAAUUGUGAACACUUUAGUUACCUGAAAAGAACAGAUUCUUACUUCUCUACUCUUCUAAGUAUAAGGGGAAAGCACUAGAAAUUUGCAUUAUUGCUGUACUUUAAGUCUGUCAAUCACCUUAAGGUGUUUUAUGGUGAACCAUUUUUAAGAGCUGUCUUCCUUUUUUUUAAGAGACACUAUGGGAAGUGAUUUAUAUAAACCAAAAGGAACAGCAAGUGCUUUAACAUAGUUUGCCUAGCAGCCAAGUGGUUAUAAAAACUCGCAUAUGCUUUGGUACACUGAAAAUAUUAGCCAUGUUCCUGGGAGCUUACAUUGCAUAAGUUGUGAGUUUGGAGGUUUUUCAAGAACUUGGAAAGCCUUUGUAUUACAGAUGUGCACGUGGAAACGUGUGUGGUGGCGUCCGCUUUCUGUUCCCUCCACUCGAAAGUGCCUCGUUUGUACAUUACUCUGUGAAAAACCUGAUGCUUGCUUUCUAAUGAGCAGUGAGAAAUUGUUUAACUCAUGUCAUGUAUCCUAUAGUUAACCAGCUUGAUAGUACUGAGUAUAUAAUGUAAAUACGCAUAUAGAAAUUUGUAACUGUUUUUGUUACACCAUAUCCAUGUAAUUGGACAUAUCAGAUGGUAUCAUAAGAAUUUGUUUUAAUGAUUUUACUGCCCUGGAAUUACCUGAUUAAACCGAUCAUGAAAUAU